CGCCGGCUUAUGUUUCCAGUAAGAAGCAGAAGCGUAUUGUGUCAUUCCCUGGGCUCUGCCCGCACCAGGAAGUCUCUCCCGGUAACAAGCGCUGCGGCAGGAAGCAGAGAGACACUGAGCCGGGCGAUUACCGUAAUCCAUGCUGUGCCAGAAACACGAACGCCGUGAUGGAACAUAUCAGGACCACCAAGGUGGAGCAGGUGAAAUUAUUGGAUCGCUUCAGCCCUAGCAACAAGUCAGCCUUUGGGACGCUGUAUCUCACUGCUACACAUUUACUCUUCAUUGACUCACAGCAGAGAGAGAUUUGGAUAUUACACCAUCACAUUGCCACUGUGGAGAAACUGCCACUGACCACAACCGGCUGCCCCCUGGUAAUACAGUGCAAGAACUUCCGACUGGUUCACUUUAUCGUUCCUAAGGAGCGUGACUGCCAUGACGUUUACAACUCACUUUUGCAACUUUCAAAGCCGGUACGGUAUGGGGAUCUGUACGCAUUUUCCUACAACCCAAAACAGAAGGAGUCAGAAGGCGUCCUUGGCUGGCAGCAUAUUGACUUGAAGGAGGAGUAUCAGCGCAUGGGAGUGCCCAACUCUUACUGGCAGUUGUCUGAUGUUAACCGCGACUACAAGGUGUGUGACACUUACCCCCGAGAGCUGUACGUCCCAAUAACAGCAAGCAAACCCAUCAUUGUUGGAAGCUCGAAGUUCAGAAGCAAAGGAAGGUUUCCUGUGCUCUCCUAUUAUCACCAGGCCAAGAAGGCCGCCAUCUGCAGGUGUAGUCAGCCUUUGUCAGGCUUCAGUGCAAGAUGCUUGGAGGAUGAACACAUGCUGCAGUCUAUUAGCAAAGCCAAUCCGGUGUGUCGGUUGAUGUAUGUUAUGGACACAAGACCAAAGCUGAAUGCCAUGGCUAACAGGGCAGCAGGGAAAGGUUAUGAGAACGCUGACAACUACUCCAACAUUAAAUUCCAGUUUGUUGGCAUUGAGAAUAUCCAUGUUAUGAGGUCUAGCCUGCAGAAGCUCCUUGAAGUCUGCGGGACAAAAGCAUUAACUGCAAAUGAUUUUUAUAAUGGCCUAGAGAAUUCUGGAUGGCUUCGCCACAUUAAAGCCGUGUUGGAUGCCUCUGUUUGUUUAGCCAAGGCCAUAAAUGAUGAAAAUGCCAGUGUGUUAGUCCACUGUUCUGAUGGCUGGGACCGCACAUCACAAGUGUGUUCGCUAGGCUCCUUAUUGUUGGACUCAUUCUAUAGGACUAUAAAGGGGUUUAUGGUUCUGAUUGAGAAGGAGUGGAUAGCUUUUGGUCACAAAUUUUCAGACAGGUGUGGGCAGCUAGACAGUGACUCUAAGGAGAUCGCUCCAGUUUUUACCCAGUUCCUGGAAUGUGUGUGGCAGCUUAUGGAACAGUUCCCUCGGGCCUUUGAAUUCAACGAGGAUUUCCUUCUUCAGAUCCAUGAACAUGUCUACUCGUGCCAAUUUGGAAACUUCUUGGGAAAUUGCCAAAAAGAGAGAGAAGAGCUCAGGUUAAAAGAGAAGACACAUUCACUGUGGGCUCAUCUUCUGGGGGAGAAAAGCAAAUAUCGCAAUCCUGUCUUUGAUAAGAACUCACUGAGGACUCUGCCAUUCCUUGAACCAAAUACCAUACAUUUCAGCUUCAAGUUUUGGAGGAAUAUGUAUCACCAGUUUGACCUUAACAUGCACCCCAGACAGUCAGUGCCAAGCCUGCUAUUAAAAACCAUUGAUGAGUCUAAAUGUUUGGAAGAGGAGCUAAAACAGUUAAAAAUAAAAAUCCGAAACUUGACGAAGGGAGAGGGUUCUGGAAGCACAGAUUCCCUCCGCUCCACUCCACCAGCCUCUCCUGAGCGGAAGCAGUCACCGUGCUUUGAGAAGGAGCUGGAAAUGCCCCCUGUCAGUGAUGCCAUUCGUACAGCAGAGGGCAGCAACACAGCAGACAACCGCUACAGCGAGUACACAGAGGAACUGGCAAAGGCUGAGCCCUCUGUUGUCAGCCUGGAGUUUGGUGUUGCCAAAAUGACUUUCAGUUAGUAAUCUGGAUUUCCUGGACAAUCUGCUGUGUGAUUAUCAGCUUUCAGAGGGCCCUGGUCUGUAGCUCACAAAACAAUGAACGGAUAAUGGGACACUUCAUUACAGGUUUUGGGAUCAAGCAUAGAUUAGCCAUGUUGAGCUGGCCAGGAUUGUUUCGCCAGCUACACUGAAACCUUGGGGUUUGAAAUAAUCACGUGUAUUGGGAACCCUCCAGGCUUAGAAAAAUGGUUGGAAAACUUGGGCUGCAGAGGUUGCUAGGAGUCACUAUUAAGCAGCAAAUAGACUCUGAGAUAAAGGUCCAUGACCUGGUAUUCAUUACAUACAAAUAAUCAUUUUUCACAAGGCAGAAGGGAAUUUACCCAGGGGCUGUCAGGAUCAGAGGAGCCCUUUGGCGUAACAUUUUACAUAAAAAAGCAAAAGUCAUAUUGUGUUGUAUAACAAUUAUUAGAUAAGUUAAUUAUAUACGUUAGAAAUGUGCAUCUUGCAGCUCCCAGCAUCCCUUUGACAGCCAACCACUGUAACCUGCCCUUUUAAGGAGGGGGCCCCCAGCAUUCCUGCAUUGCUUGGUGAGGGCCUGCUUCUCUUUCUAUGGGCCUGGACAUUGUAUGGAUAAGAACUUACACAUCAAUCCAGACUUGUACUAAACUCACAGUCACCUUGCUAAUUCCGUAUGCUGACCCUUCCAUGAUACAGGUAUGUACCUGCCUCAUAGGCCUCCCAAGGGUUGAACUCAGUCCAGUCCUGUACCUCUUUGCAUAUAUUACUAUUCAUAGUGUAUUGUAAAUGUGUCUGGGAUUCAUUUCCAAUGUACUAAUCUUAUAUGUAUAAACCAGGUAUAACUAACCUGUUUGCACUAAGCUACAAAGGCUAAUAUAGAGUAGCACGAGGGCAUACUCGUCAAUUCAGUUGUACUAAUCAAUCGUGGGUCUGUCCACGCUGAUACCACCAUGAUUGUUGGCUUGCAAAGGGAAUUUUUUGCACUACUUGAAAUCCCCAGGAUAUACUUGAGCACAGCUGGCAGACAGUGAUGGUCUUUUCUAUUUAGGACCAGUAAGGGAAUGUAUAUUAGAUACACAAAGAUGCUGCUAUCAUUUGGCAAGGUCUAAGAGAAAUAGGCCAAACCAGUAGCAAAAUUCUCAUUAUUUCAAGAAUUGUCUGAGUUUACUGCAUGAAACCCCCCCCCCCCUUUUUUUUUUUUCACCCCUUUAGCAUUUUCAAAGAUACAACUCACAGCACCCUGGCAUCCUUAUACCAUUUAGGGAAGAUAGAAAUUACAGUACAACUAGAGGGCCACUGCUUUAUAAGGUCUUCAAUUAGUUUAGCUGGUCUUCCCCAAGAAAAUGCUUCUAAUAGGAUAAGAAGUGCCAAUCACACCAUCUGUUGAACCGUAUCGCAGCUGGUAAUCUGGGUGUAAAUCUCUAUGAGCCGUCAGUGGCAGGCAAAAGAGAAGAAUGGACCCAAAGGAACCCAUAUUGCCUGAAACUAUUGAUGCAUCUGUUGCCUAUAUAUCCAUAUGGAGCAGGUUGGCCAGAUAAAGCACCCCCCACCCAGAGCAUUGGUAUCUGUAAGGAUUGUAUUGCCAUUUUAAUAAAAAUUAUAUGUUGUGAAGCUGAUAAAAAAAAAAAGGUCAGUUUACUAAUCCACCUCUUUGUUUAUGAAGGAAGAUAAAAACGGCAGUUAAGUAAAUUACCUUCCUUAUUAAACCCCCUGUGAAACACUACUCCUUACCUGUAAGUCUGAGACUGCUAUGGAGAGAAAGGGACUCCUUGAUACAGAGAUCAUUACAUCUAUAUAAAUAAAGACCUUGAUUUCAGGGGCUGAGAUUGGGAUGGAGUGAGAAAUAUAGAUAUUUUCAUUAGGCAGAAAACAUCAGCUUUAAAUUCUGCUUGCCUUUACUGUCUUAUUAGAAAUUGUUUGUGCUCUAUCCUGCAGCCAGCAGGCACACAGGCAGGGGUUGCUUCUGUGUGUGUCAGUGUGUGCCUCUGUUACAGUGCUCUAUAAUACACAGUUUUUAUGUGUGUUUUGCCAAAGGCAUGAGCAGCCUAGUGUGACUACUCAUCCCCAGUGUCUGAAAGUGUUCAGAAUACACAUUAUUCCAUAUCAGUGAAGGCAAACAGACGGGCUCCUGAUUUAAAGGAAACAUAAAAUCACUGUGGGGGAUGCUGGUUUGUUGUGCUCCCCCAUGAUUCUAAUCACUAAUGACUUGCCAUGGGCCAGCACUUUGCUUCUUUCAAAUGUGCACUGGUCUGGGGGGAUUCUGUACCACCACCAUAUUGUUCCAAAAACUCAGGCCAAUUUAGCCUGGGACAUGCACAGAGAAUGCAGAAAUAUUCUCAAAAAUAUCUAUACCGUGCAUGUGCCCCUCCAGAAGGGUACAUGGGAUACUUAUGAGCGUGGAACAAGAUGGCUGCAGUGUGGUGUGCACAAAGGUGCAACGGGCCUGUGCAUUUUUAAGGAGAACAGCACUAGUUUAGGGGAAGGAGAUUAGUAGACAGAAUCACUGGGGGAGCCAUACAAGCUUGCCCCUUCUCCUUUAAACUACACCUAAUAAUAAGCUUGUGUUUAUAAUGACUAUUGGGAUACAUAGUCCACUGGUUGUUGGUCCAAAUGUACUGAAUCCUUGUGCCUCUGUAAAAUAACAGAAGAAUACUGCAUCAUUUGUAUGUUUACAAAAUCUAAUAUAGGGUACGUUCCGUUUAUUUUUUAAUAGAAUAUCAGUUUAACGAAGAAUUGUAGAAAUAUAUGGAAUUCAUGUGUCAGUCUGCUCAUUUGUCAUGAAAGCAACUUGAAAUAUUUUUGUUCAACAAUGGAUAUUUAGGUGCUUCUUUUAACCACUGGGGCACCAAAAAUACAACUGUAUGAAAGCAAUCCAUUAAAUAAAGACCUUGGGAUUGUGUCUGAAGGAUUAACCUU
Messenger RNA from Xenopus tropicalis (tropical clawed frog), 4949 nucleotides. RefSeq names its product myotubularin related protein 6 (gene mtmr6). The coding region runs from base 168 to 2036 and encodes 622 amino acids. Gene Ontology annotation, molecular function: protein tyrosine phosphatase activity. Lineage: Eukaryota; Metazoa; Chordata; Amphibia; Anura; Pipidae. The transcript has 14 exons. The record is from RefSeq and is a predicted model, not a curated record.